GCGAGCAGAGGAACAUGGCACUCACGCAGGACCCCGUCUUCCUUAAGCUGCAGGAAUGGUACACGGCCCACGCCUUGAACCUCAACAUGAGGCACAUGUUCGAUGCCGACAAGGACAGAUUCAGCAAGUUCAGCCUCAACCUGCAGACGGAGGACGGCGACAUCCUCCUGGACUACUCCAAGAACCUCAUCACCGAUGAAGUCAUGAAGAUGCUGGUGGACCUGGCCAAAUCCCGAGGCAUGGAGGCGGCCAGAGACAAGAUGUUCAGCGGAGAGAAGAUCAACUUCACUGAGGGCCGUGCAGUGCUUCACGUAGCUCUGAGGAACCGCUCCAACACUCCCAUCAUGGUGGACGGCAAAGACGUGAUGCCGGAGGUCAAUAAAGUCUUGGACAAGAUGAAGGAUUUCUGUCACAGAGUUCGUAGCGGGCAGUGGAAGGGUUACACAGGAAAAGCCAUCACAGACGUGGUGAACAUCGGAAUAGGAGGAUCCGAUCUUGGCCCCCUGAUGGUGACGGAGGCCCUGAAGCCGUACUCAAAGGACGGGCCCCGAGUGUGCUUCGUGUCCAACAUUGACGGGACGCACAUCGCAAAGACGCUCGCCCAUCUCAACCCUGAGACCACGCUCUUCAUCAUCGCAUCCAAGACAUUCACCACCCAGGAGACCAUCACCAACGCUGAGUCGGCCAAAGAAUGGUUCCUUGAACACGCCAAAGACAAACACGCUGUGGCCAAACACUUUGUGGCUCUGUCCACCAACGGCCCCAAAGUAAAGGACUUCGGCAUCGACACGGAGAACAUGUUUGAGUUCUGGGACUGGGUCGGAGGUCGCUUCUCCUUGUGGUCAGCAAUCGGCAUGGCCAUCGCCCUGCACAUCGGCUUCGAGAACUUCGAGAAGCUUCUUUCAGGCGCUCACUGGAUGGACAACCACUUUCGCACGGCACCUCUGGAUAAAAACGCCCCGAUGCUGCUGGCCCUGCUGGGUAUUUGGUACAUCAACUUCUUCCACACGGAGACCCACGCCAUGCUGCCCUACGACCAGUACAUGCACCGCUUUGCCGCCUACUUCCAGCAGGGGGACAUGGAGUCCAAUGGCAAGUACGUGACCAAACACGGCAGUCGUGUGAACUACCACACGGGGCCCAUCGUGUGGGGGGAGCCGGGCACCAAUGGUCAGCAUGCCUUCUACCAGCUCAUCCAUCAAGGAACGCGCAUGGUGCCGUCCGACUUCCUCAUCCCGGCCCAGUCUCAGCACCCUAUCAGGAACAACCUGCACCACAAGAUCCUCCUGGCUAAUUUCCUAGCCCAGACGGAGGCCCUCAUGAGGGGUAAGACCACCGAGGAGGCCCGCAAGGAGCUGGAGGCCAGUGGCCUGAGUGGAGAAGCUCUGGAGAAGAUUCUGCCUCAUAAAGUGUUCCAAGGAAACCGACCCACCAACUCCAUCAUCUUCAAGAAACUCACACCUUUCACUCUUGGUGCUCUCAUAGCCAUGUACGAGCACAAGAUCUUCAUCCAGGGUCUGAUGUGGGAGAUUAACAGUUUCGACCAGUGGGGUGUGGAACUGGGCAAACAGCUGGCGAAGAAGAUCGAACCCGAGCUGAAGGACGCCGCCGAGGUCCACUCUCACGACGCCUCCACCAACGGACUCAUCAACUUCCUCAAGAAGAACUCUGCCUAAGAUUUAUGUUUAUCACGAU
Entelurus aequoreus (snake pipefish) is the source of this 1695-nucleotide messenger RNA. RefSeq names its product glucose-6-phosphate isomerase b (gene gpib). The record is from RefSeq and is a predicted model, not a curated record. Lineage: Eukaryota; Metazoa; Chordata; Actinopteri; Syngnathiformes; Syngnathidae. The coding region runs from base 15 to 1676 and encodes 553 amino acids. Gene Ontology annotation, molecular function: glucose-6-phosphate isomerase activity; monosaccharide binding; carbohydrate derivative binding. Gene Ontology annotation, biological process: gluconeogenesis; glucose 6-phosphate metabolic process; glycolytic process. The transcript is spliced from 18 exons. Gene Ontology annotation, cellular component: cytosol.